CUGCCUGAGGGGCCCCACGGCAGGAGCACGAUGAGCGACAUCCGCCACUCCCUGCUCCGCAGGGACGCCCUCAGCGCCGCCAAGGAAGUGCUGUAUCACCUGGACAUCUACUUCAGCAGCCAGCUGCAGAGCGCCCCGCUCCCCAUCGUAGACAAAGGUCCUAUCGAGUUGCUGGAAGAGUUUAUAUUUCAGGUCCCAAAGGAGCGCAAUUCCCAGCCUAAGAGGCUGAAUUCACUUCAAGAGCUUCAGCUCCUUGAAAUCAUGUGCAAUUAUUUCCAAGAGCAAACAAAGGAUUCUGUUCGGCAGAUCAUUUUCUCAUCUCUCUUCAGUCCUCAAGGAAACAAAGCGGAUGACAACAGGAUGACCUUAUUAGGAAAGCUGGUUUCCAUGGCAGUAGCGGUGUGUAGAAUUCCCGUUCUGGAAUGUGCUGCAUCCUGGCUUCAGCGGACACCUGCGGUAUACUGCGUGAGGCUAGCCCGGGCGUUAGUUGAUGACUACUGUAAUUUGGUGCCAGGUUCCAUUCAAACACUGAAACAAAUAUUCAGUGUCAGUCCUCGCUUCUGCUGCCAGUUUAUAACAUCAGUCACAGCCCUCUAUGACCUUUCUUCAGAUGACCUCAUCCCCCCUUCAGAACUGCUUGAGAUGAUAGUCUCCUGGAUCUUUGAGGACCCCCGCUUGAUACUCAUCACCUUCUUAAACACUCCUAUUGCAGCCAACUUACCAAUAGGAUUUUUAGAGCUCACCCCACUCACUGGACUGAUCCGCUGGUGUGUGAAGGCCCCCUUAGCUUACAAGAGGAAAAAGAAGGCUUCUGUCUCAAAUGGUCACCUCGCCAGUAAAGCUGCCAAGGAGUCGGCCACAGGAGAUGAUAGAGACUGUCACCAGCUGUAUUCCAAACUGCAUCUAAGUGUCUUACAAGUUCUCAUGAUGCUUCAGGUGCACUUAACAGAGAAAAACCUUUAUGGCCGUCUGGGGCUAGUGCCCUUUGACCACGUGGUUCCACUUGUGGAGGAAAUAAACAGACUGUCUGAUGAACUCAAUCCACUUAAUGCCUCCAAAGAGAUUGAACUGGCUCUAGACAGGUUGGCUCAGGCUUUGCAGGUGGCCAUGGCAUCAGGGGCUUUGCUGUGCACUAGAGAUGAUUUGAGAACUGUGUGCUCCAGGCUACCACACAACAACCUGCUCCAGCUGGUAAUCUCGGGUCCAGUACAACAGCCAACUCAUGGGGCUCUGCCACCAGGAUUCUAUCCUCACAUCCACACUCCUCCAUUGGGCUAUCCUGCUCAUGCAGCACACCCUGCAUUGCCUACUCACCCAGCGCUUCCUGCCCAUCCUGUACAGACGUUCAUACCUGGAAUGACAUUUCCAUACCGGCCCAUCCGCUAAAGAAUCUCACUUAAACUAUAACAUGGACCCAUUUUUCCAUGACUGGGGAAGCCUUACAGAGGAAGCCAAAUGUUUUAGGAACUAUAUUUUUCUUCUUUUUAAUUUAGUGCAGUUUGAUAUCUAGAAGAUGUUUUUCUACAGGAAUAAAAGCAAGGCAGAGUGGUAGGCAGCACUUACCUUAAACAAAGGCAGUUUCUUUAUUAACCCAUGUUAGUUGGAUGAAAGAAAAAAAAUGAGUCCCCUAGAAUAUAUGGGAUUUUUAAAUGCUGAUUUAACUUCCUUUUUAAUGAACAAUACCACUGUAUUGCUUGGUCUGGUACUUGAGUAGCACACGUCUGACUGGUGAGACCAGCACCUCUUGUUUCUUUUUGAGAGGGCCAAAAAGAAAAUCAUCCAUAUGCUAUUUAUCUUUGUAAAUGUUUGUAUCUAUACCUACAGAGGGUGUAUACACUGUAUAUUUUUGAAAUUACAGCUGUCUGCUUCAGAAGCACAAGAUAGAAAAAAAAUUUGCGCUUCCUGUCACCGGGAAACAUUAAAGAGAAAAUUGUAAAAUGAACCUUUGCUUCCCACUUUCUCUUAAAUGUUUAGAAAAUCCAGCUCAUUAGGAUUGAUUAUAAGAAAGGGAAUGUAUGCCCUUUGCCACAGAAUUUCAUUAAUGCUGACUGGCAAAAAUGAAGCAAAUGCUCACUGUAUAGUAGAUCUGCUAAAGCUAAACCAUUUGCAGCUGCUCAAGUGGUUCUCGUAAACAGCAUUGUCAGAUUGCUGCAAUAGAAUACAAAAUAUAUCCCAUUAAGAGUUGUGGUGCCUUCUUAGCAAAAUGAAAUGAGUGCAGUUCUCUUAAUUCUCUUUGGCUUUAAGAAGGGAGCUCUCUUUGUAGUACGUUUCAGAUGCUGUGCUACUGAUCAGAGAAAAGCAUGAUAUGCAUAACUAUCUAUUGGUAGUUGUGCACACUUACUUGAAGCACAGGACAAACAUGGGGGCUGGGGUUUGGCACUUAAAAUACACUCAAAUUCAAGAUAAAGCCUGAUGUUUAUCUAUCUUUUCCUAGUAAGAAAAGAAGCUUCAUCUGUGGAAGCUCCAAGUAGGUUAAAAGAUCCUGUUUGUGUAAUUAUUUUAGUCCUGAAACUAAAAAAUUACUAUGCACAAUGGAGUAUGAAAAGAAUUUUGAUGUUCAUUACAGCAUAUUUUAAGAGGUUACAUAAAAGUAAAAGUGGAGGUAGAGAGA
Alligator sinensis (Chinese alligator) is the source of this 2611-nucleotide messenger RNA. It is a transcript of the gene INTS15, whose product is annotated as chromosome unknown C7orf26 homolog. NCBI's taxonomy places the organism in Eukaryota, Metazoa, Chordata, Crocodylia, Alligatoridae. The coding region runs from base 31 to 1386 and encodes 451 amino acids. The record is from RefSeq and is a predicted model, not a curated record. The transcript has 9 exons.